Molecule: messenger RNA, 1393 nt
Organism: Glycine soja
Lineage: Eukaryota; Viridiplantae; Streptophyta; Magnoliopsida; Fabales; Fabaceae
Product: calcineurin B-like protein 3
Exons: 9
Coding region: 358-1038 (226 amino acids)
Biological process (GO): calcium-mediated signaling
Molecular function (GO): calcium ion binding; kinase binding
Source: RefSeq, a predicted model, not a curated record
GGUUCUUGUGGGUUGUACUCUAUCUGUCAUCGACCAUAUCACUUUCGUCACCUUCACAGAUACAUUCGUUGCAAUCAUCCAUCUCACUUCCACAAAUUCCUCCAAAUUCUAACCAAACCCUUCACUACUCCAAAUUCCAAAACUUCUUCACACUCCUUCUUUUCCCUCUUCUGGUGCCCGAUCUUCUGCCUCCAAGAUUUUGGUAUUUGGGAUUGAUCACCUGGAGUUGGAAAUGGUUAAAAGGUUCACUUGUUUUGUGCCCGCUUAUGAUGACUUUAUGAGGGAUGAACUAAAUGGAAUGUCUAACUGAUUUGUUCUUGGAACAGUUAUGGAGUGUUCUGAUUUGCAAAAGAUAUCAUGUUGCGGUGCUUAGAGGGACUUAAGCCUUUAUUUGCUUCCAUAUUACGAUGUUGUGACCUGGAUAUAUAUAACCAGCCAAGAGGCCUUGAAGAUCCUGAACUUCUUGCUAGAGAGACUGUGUUCAGUGUAAGCGAAAUAGAAGCACUUUACGAGCUCUUCAAAAAGAUUAGCAGUGCUGUAAUCGACGAUGGGUUGAUUAACAAGGAAGAGUUUCAGUUGGCAUUGUUCAAGACAAAUAAAAAAGAAAGUCUGUUUGCUGAUCGGGUAUUUGAUUUAUUUGACACAAAGCACAAUGGGAUACUAGGUUUUGAAGAGUUUGCUCGUGCUCUCUCCGUUUUUCAUCCAAAUGCCCCUAUUGAUGAUAAGAUCGAAUUUUCCUUUCAACUAUAUGAUCUCAAGCAGCAGGGUUUUAUUGAAAGACAAGAGGUGAAGCAAAUGGUAGUUGCUACUCUUGCUGAAUCUGGCAUGAACCUAUCAGAUGACGUUAUAGAAAGUAUAAUUGACAAGACCUUCGAGGAAGCAGAUACAAAGCAUGAUGGCAAAAUUGACAAGGAAGAGUGGAGAAACCUUGUUUUGCGCCAUCCGUCACUUUUGAAGAACAUGACCCUUCAAUACCUCAAGGACAUCACCACAACAUUCCCGAGCUUUGUAUUUCAUUCACAAGUAGACGAUACUUGAAGAUAAUUUCUCCCAUGGCUUCUUCCUUUGGGCUGCAUGGCCACUUUUGUACAAAAAAGGGCAUGGCAGACAGCCUUGCUUUUACCUUACAUUUGUUAUAUCUUUGAAUAAUGUAUUUUGUUUUGUGGAUUCUUUUGCUGGGAUUUUACUUUCAUUUUUUCUUCAAACUUCUAGACACAUUUGGUUCCCAUUUUUCAAAUUUCAAAAGCAAGAUUCCAAGGUUGUGUAGAGUUUGUUUUAAAUUAUGAGUAUGUCAUGACCUCAGAAUAUUUUGAAAUUCUUUAUGGUCAAAACUUGUCUACCGCAUGUAAAUAACUUCUUUGCCUUUGUUUCAAUAUGAUUGUAGUCCUUAAAA